Coccidioides immitis RS is the source of this 1500-nucleotide messenger RNA. Its product is annotated as RNA polymerase II transcriptional coactivator. The record is from RefSeq and is a predicted model, not a curated record. The transcript is spliced from 2 exons. Gene Ontology annotation, molecular function: transcription coactivator activity; DNA binding. Lineage: Eukaryota; Fungi; Ascomycota; Eurotiomycetes; Onygenales; Onygenaceae. Bases 139 to 636 code for a protein of 165 amino acids. Gene Ontology annotation, biological process: positive regulation of transcription initiation by RNA polymerase II.
CAACGCUUGGGCUCAUCGGUCAGCGCAAGCACGAUUACAUUUUUUGGUGCUCCGUACCGCAUACCAUCAAGACAAAACCGGAUGUUCCUUUCACUUAUCAUACAUCAGCUCUAGCUUCUCGCUAUAGUCGCCGACACCAUGGCCACUACAAAACGCCGGUCCGCCCAGAACGAAAUCUCACCUGGCGAUAGCAAUAGCGACGAGGGUCACCAGAGGAAGAAAGUAAAACCUGCUACUGCACGGCCGCCGACCACCACACAGGAACCCAAUACAGAUUCAAAUGGCGACCCGUACUGGGAGAUUUCACGUCAACGACGCGUCACUGUUUCGACUUUCAAAGGUAGAACAAUGAUCAAUGUGCGGGAAUACUAUGAGAAGGAUGGGCAGGAUUUACCCGGUAAAAAGGGAAUUUCUAUGACCUUGGAACAGUUCAAUGCCCUCGUCAGUUUGCUGCCCGGCAUUGAGGAUGUUGUUAGACAGAAAGGCGGUGUCAUUGAAAGACCGAAAUACGGCGACAGCGGGGAAGAAACCGACGAGGACAUGCAGGUGGAGAAGGCAGAGACGGCUAAAAAGAUCAAGAUCUCACCCGAGAAAAACAUUGAAGCAACAAGUGAGGAGAGUGAGGGAGAAAACUGAAUGGUCUCCUUGAUCAAAGUCAUGUUUGCGGCGUCAUGGAAUCUUUGCACUUUGGAUUCACGUUAUCAAUCUCACGGUGUUCACAGGGAAUUGGCCAGGUUACUUCUAAAGUUGGUAUAUCAAAUACACACUUUUCAUUCACCUCCAGCGCUCCGUUAUCGUCUAUUCUGGUGCUACCCAAUGUGCCAUGCAACCCUCUCACAUGCUGGUUUCCUGUGUUUCAGUACGGCUUGCCCAUGAUCCUCCCUUCCAUGCAUGUCGAGGAUCUUGUUCCCUCCGGAUCGUUUUUUGAGAUCCAGGCGUUCCCCACCCACCACCUCCAGGCGUGUUGACAAUGAUUCUUUCGCCUGGUUUCAUUUGUGCAGUGUUCUUCGCGCCCAAAUUUACACGUCUUUCUUCCCAAGUUUCAGGACUAUCCUUCCUGGGAACUUUACGAACCCAGAUAUUUUGCCCACAUUGAGCGUCCUCACCUCCGUUGAGGCCAUAAGGAUGAUAAACCCUACGCUCCGAAAGGAUGGACACCUGAACCGGGAUUCUGAACUCGAUGUCUCGGAUUACUCCAUCACCGCCGCGGUGCUGGCCUUCCCCCCCGGACCCCGGUCUUAUGCUAAAUUCCCGGAGCAGGACGGGGUAUCGGCGCUCGAAGACCUCGGCAUCCGUGAUGCGAGUGUUCGUCAUGUGGGUGUGCACGCCCGAUGUGCCUUCCCAGUCCGGACCGGCGCCGCUGCCGCCGGCAAUCGUUUCAUAAUAACCGAAUCCCUUGGUGGCUGUUCCGCCGUUGAGAUUGCCUCCGAAGCCGAACGUCAGGUUGUUUGUGUCUCCCUGUGAUGCGGCGCAGGCCUGGAAACAUUUCAGAAUAACGUC